Molecule: messenger RNA, 2372 nt
Organism: Patella vulgata (common limpet)
Lineage: Eukaryota; Metazoa; Mollusca; Gastropoda; Patellidae
Product: katanin p60 ATPase-containing subunit A1
Exons: 11
Coding region: 102-1604 (500 amino acids)
Biological process (GO): microtubule severing
Cellular component (GO): microtubule cytoskeleton
Molecular function (GO): microtubule binding; ATP binding; ATP hydrolysis activity
Source: RefSeq, a predicted model, not a curated record
CUAUCGUCCAAUCAGAAAGGCGUAUCCAUAAAUAGCGUUUUUAAGAUUCAGUCAUAAAAUUCCUGAAUAGCAUAGCUUAUUUAUUUUACAGUUUUGCAAGGAUGAGUGUUAAUUUUGGUGAAAUAAGUGAAAACACCAAGAUGGGUAGAGAAAGUGCCCUUCUUGGUAAUUAUGAUACAUCAAUGGUUUAUUAUGAAGGAGUUUUACAACAGCUUCAAAAGCUAUUACAGACCUUAAAAGAUUCAUCAAGUAAACACAAGUGGUCUCAGGUCAAGCAACAGAUAUCACAGGAAUAUGAACAUGUUAAAGAUAUAAAUAAAACCUUAAAUAGCUUUAAAAUGGAUAAUAGUCAUUCAUAUCAUGCUAACUAUGGUAAUCCUAUGUCUUUUGAUGAUUAUGCAAGACAUGAAGAACCAACAAGAGAUCCUGAUGUAUGGCCACCACCAACACCCGUUGAACAUAGACCAUCCCCAAAUAUAAGAGGAGGUGUAAAGGCUGCACCUGCCCCUAGAAGACAAGAUAAUAGAUCCAGACAACGAGCUGCUCCAUCACGUAAUUCUGCUCAACCAGACCGGGGUCGAGGAGGACCAAAUUAUGGUAAUGUAGUUGAUAAAGGUGCUAAAGACAAGGGUAAAGAUAAGAAAAAGAUAGAAGAAGAAGAUGGGGAGAAAAAGUUUGAUCCCUCCGGUUAUGAUAAAGACUUGGUAGAACAUUUAGAAAGAGACAUAUUACAAAAAAAUCCUAAUGUUCAUUGGGAUGAUAUUGCAGGGCUAGUUGAAGCUAAGAAAUUGUUAGAAGAAGCUGUGGUAUUACCUCUUAUAGUGCCAGAUUUCUUUAAAGGAAUACGACGCCCCUGGAAAGGAGUGUUGAUGGUCGGACCUCCAGGCACUGGCAAAACAUUACUCGCUAAAGCUGUUGCUACAGAAUGCCGAACUACCUUUUUUAAUGUGUCUACAUCGUCUUUGACAUCAAAGUAUCAUGGAGAAUCUGAAAAGCUAGUUCGCAUCUUGUUUGAGAUGGCUAGAUUUUAUGCUCCAAGCACCAUAUUUGUAGAUGAAAUAGAUUCUAUUUGUGCCAAACGUGGAUCAGAUACUGAACAUGAAGCCAGUAGAAGAGUAAAAUCAGAAUUACUCGUACAGAUGGAUGGUGUGGAUGGAGUUUGUGGAGAUGAUCCAACUAAAACAGUCAUGGUGUUAGCAGCUACAAAUUUUCCAUGGGACCUUGACGAAGCUUUACGAAGACGUCUGGAAAAAAGAAUCUACAUUCCAUUACCUAGUGUUGAAGGACGAAUACAGUUGUUAAAUAUAAAUCUUAGAGAAGUUGAAAUAAGUGACGAAGUUGAUCUGAAAGAGGUUGCUAUAAAACUAGAUGGUUAUUCUGGUGCAGAUAUUACUAAUGUUUGCAGAGAUACUGCCAUGAUGUCAUUCCGUAAGAGGAUACGAGGUUUACGACCUGAUGAAAUCAAGAAUAUUCCGCGUGAUGAACUGAUUGCUCCAGCUACUUUAGAAGAUUUUGAUGAAGCCAUUGUCAAAGUUAACAAGAGUGUGUCGAAAGAAGAUUUAGAAAAAUAUGAAAAAUGGAUGAAUGAAUUUGGAUCUGUUUAAUUUUAGAAUGCAAUGUAAUCGCAAUGUUAAACUUGAACUUAAAGGCAAUAAGGAUCAUUUUAUUUUGAUUGUCUCACAUUAUCACUCAAUUGAAAUAGUUAUCAUUAUUUGUCGAAAUACAUCUUUAUUUAAUUGUAUAUACUAUUAAAAUUAAUUUGAAUCAUUGGUGUUUUGUGUAUAUAUUCAUAUUUCAUUAUUAUGUGGUUGAUGGCACAUUUUUCGCUGAAGAAUUUAUUACUUAUAUAUUGCAGUGGUCUAUUUGAAUAUAAACAGAUUUUGUUAUUGUUUAUCAGUAUGUCUUGGUAUAUAAUUUUUACAAAGUAAAGUGCUAUACUACUAUGAUUUGACAACAUAUAUAAUUUUAUGGUUUUGUCAAUAGUUAUAAGUUUAUAAUUUUCCACUUUCACUUUAUUCACUGGUUGUUUUUCAAGCACUCAUGUCCUGUGUGUUUUAGUGUAUUUCUAAAACGAAAUAUUGUCCAAGCUCAGUUUACAUUUGUGCAACUCUUUACUAUAUAUUUAUGAGACAUGUUGAAAUUUAAUAUUAUCUCCAAGAAGAAUAUUGAUUUUUCACUUUUAUACAGACAAAAAAAAGUUCUAAUGCAAUUUUUGGAAACGUAAUUUAUGUAAUUUUAGAAAUUUGUUAUGCAUUUGUCAUCGUUCUUUCUAUGGUUAUUGACAUGUGUUAUUGUGUUACUGAUCUCUAUAAAAUAAUUUGCAUAUACAUACACUGGACUACAUCUAUCGAUAUUAAAAUAUGUAUAUUAUA